CUACUACAUCAAUACAUUGAAGUGAGUUAACGUUUUAGAAGGAAAAAAAAUGAGCAGCGUGAGGAAAGGGCCGCCGAAGCACCAGAACAAAGUCGCCUGGAAACCUAACGCCGGCGUCAAAAUCAAUGAAACCGAAGUGGGUGGAAAGUUUAGGCCUUUCUCAGACAUAACAGGAGUAUGCCUUCGUUGUAAAGAUCAAAUUGAAUGGAAGCGCAAAUAUGGAAAAUACAAACCCCUUACUGAACCUGCUAAGUGUCAGAAGUGUUCGAAAAGAAACGUGCGUCAAGCUUACCACAAUCUCUGCACUGGCUGUGCAAAGGAGCAUAAUGUAUGUGCCAAGUGUUCAUGUCGUGUUGAUGAACAAAGGGAAGUCUCAGAGUUCGGAGAAGAACCUAACUCAAAAUGACAUGAAGGUCGGUGAACUGUUUACAGCAUCAUCACUUGAGGAAUAUGUGGAGGUAAACCGUGAUGAUGAGGAUGAUGAUAAUGAAGAUCAGCUCCAAGUUAUUUGAGAUGUGCAUUUUGGAGAAUAAAUUUCAUAUGGCCCUUUAUAGAUUUCUCUUCACGGUCGAUAAUUUGAUUCACACUUGCACAUUUGAAUUGGCAGCUUUGGGGAAAAGAAGUGAAUUUGUUGGCCACAAUUGAUAUAGGCUGUUUGAUUCGGAUUUUCUUAGCUAGUGAUUAAGAGUUCUCAGAGUGUAAUACAGGCUAAAAUAGAUUCUUAAGCCUAUUUAAUUUAAAAUAGGCUAUAGUAUGAGGUGAGAAGUUAUAAGUUUUGCAGCGGAUAUCCUUCGGCCUUAAGUUCUUUUCUUUAUUGGGGUAGUCUUGUAGAAAUUUUAUCCGAAUAUGCGAUUCAGCUUAAAAGACAGCUUGCUUCACGAUAUAGUGAUGUAAGAGCAUUGGUGUUUUGCUAGUCAAUUUACUCAUAUUACUAGUUGGUCUUUGGUUUUUGGGA
This is a messenger RNA of Nicotiana tabacum (common tobacco), 955 nucleotides long. The record is from RefSeq and is a predicted model, not a curated record. NCBI's taxonomy places the organism in Eukaryota, Viridiplantae, Streptophyta, Magnoliopsida, Solanales, Solanaceae.